Molecule: messenger RNA, 540 nt
Organism: Mytilus trossulus (common blue mussel)
Lineage: Eukaryota; Metazoa; Mollusca; Bivalvia; Mytilida; Mytilidae
Exons: 6
Coding region: 11-376 (121 amino acids)
Source: RefSeq, a predicted model, not a curated record
AAUUUCUUUCAUGGAGCAAAAGUAUCGAGACCAGACGUGCAGUAUCCAACAGCUUACUGAAGAGGUUCAGGUUUUCAGGGGGCACCGAAUAGAACUUAAACGUCAGUUGCAUCAAAAGACUGAUGAAGCUGAAGCAGUGAGCCGUCGACUUAAAGAGACAUUGGAAAAGAAAGAAAAUUUAGAAAAAGAAUUAUCAGAUACACUAGAAAAGAAAGAAAAUUUAGAAAAAGAAUUAUCAGAUACACUAGGUGAAAAUUCUACUUAUCCUGAAUCUCAGAAUUUUGAUGAUUCUCAUGGAACAGAAGUGCAUAGUUUUCAAGGUCAGCGUAAUAGCAGAGGCAGAAUAAUAAAAAGAACAGAUAUCCAAAAUGUGUAGUCUUUUUUUAAAGUAGUAUGAACUUUGAUUUAUACUUCUUGAAUCGAAUCAGCAUUUACUAUUUUUCUUUUCUUAUAUUUAAAAGCAUUUUAUCAUAUAUGUGUGUGUAAAAUUAAUAUAGCUUUGCUUGAUAAAAUAUCAAUAAAAUAAAAUUACACAAAUGU